AUGAUGGAUUGGAUGCCGGCCGACCCGACAUUUUUACCGAAUGACUGGAGGAUUUUUGGAUAUAAAGAAGAAGGUGCUCAGGAUGCCAGAGCGAUCCGAAAAUUACAGAAAGAUGAGAUCCCCGUAGUAGAGGCAUUGUCAACAGAUGAGAGUUGGGAAAGAUGGUUUUCUAACACAAUUGGAAUAUCGCCUCUCGAUACAGAGAGGGAAGGGUUACAUUUGUUACUAUGCAGCAGAGCACCCGAAGUGUUCGAGGGAGAUCCCUCACCACCUAGUUAUUUGCCUUUUACAUUGCCGAUAUGGGAGCUAGUGGUGCCUAGUUGGCAUGUGCACAGAGGUAUCACUCGCGUUAUUUCUAGAAGGGUUGCUUGCUUCUCUGCAACAAAACAUCUUAACAGUAGCGAGCAGCCUGAGUUUUGUAAGUGCGGCGCAUUUGUGAUCACUAUUGACUCUUGUAUCAAAGUACUGACGAGUGCCAUUUACUCAGCUUAUCUAGCACGAAUGUCAGCUGGUCUCCCUGAUGAUCUUGCUCUAUCGACUACCUACAUUCCGGGUACGAAAUCACAGUUUUGCAUCGUGUAUGGGUGCAAUAAAUCGCAGAUGCAAAAGAUUCAACGACGCAUAUCUUUAGCAGGCGAUGGACUGCAUCAUCCACUGACCACCGUAGGAAUUUUCGCAGAGAUAGAAAGAGAGAGGCUCGUCAGUGCCGUUGACGAUCUGGUGGACCAGUUUUCUCUUCGUGCUGAAGUAUUAGACAUGAAGUACUGGAACACAGAUAUUCCCGUCGACAACCGCAAAACCAGGGAAAAUCUCGCCAUCUGCCUGCGGAGUCGCGAAUUGGCCGAUCAGAUACGGUCCACCAAGAGACAAAUCUCAAAGUUUAUAUCCCACAUUGAUCGUUUCAAUGAAUGGAUGACCGGUAUAAAUUCCGAGGCAACAAAUAAUACCGUGGAUGUUAAAGAGAGGAUGAAAUUCAGAGAGAUCGGAGAAAGAAUAAGGAUCAGACUACAAGACAUCCUUCACGAGUACGACGAUAAAAUCGACGAAUGCAAGAUGAUGUCCGAGAGCUUAUCGCUCAUUAUGCAGACACAAUGGAAUCAAAUCGCCCAGAAGGAUUCGACAACCAAUACAAAAAUCGCAAGGGUCAACAACAUGAUUGCAGUUGAGACCAAGACCGAGAGCAUUCAGAUGAAGUCAAUUGCUCUUCUGACAAUGAUAUACAUACCGCUCUCUUGUGUAGCUCAGUCCGUAUUUUCAACUUCCUUAUUUAAUUUUCCAUCAGAUGGGCAGUCAAUCGUAUCAAAAUAUAUCUGGGUGUUUGUUGUUUGCUCCCUUGUACUUACAUUGGUCACGGUUGCUACGUGGCAUUACGCUACGAACUGGUAUGAAAAAAAGAAACUGGAACGAAGUAACAGUUUCAAAUUUAUGGGCGAUAAUUUGGUUUAG
Clonostachys byssicola is the source of this 1446-nucleotide messenger RNA. Lineage: Eukaryota; Fungi; Ascomycota; Sordariomycetes; Hypocreales; Bionectriaceae. The record is from the annotation of a GenBank genome assembly.